CGCAGUCUCUUUCCCCGGCCACAAAACAACCGUGAGUGUCUAACUCACCGUUCUUGAAAAACUUAAAAUAAAAAUAAAAUAAAAAAUAUAAAAUCUACAAAAUCUUUAUAAAAACAAGUACCGCAAUACUUAAAGGAAAAACAAACGCUUAUUACAAAAAUAGCAAAACAUUAAUUUAAGAAAAAAAAAAAAAACACUUGGAACCAGGAGGCCUCGGGUUUAACCCGAAUUUGGCGUUAUUAAAGGAAGAAACACUUCAGAAGACCUCGCUUUAUACCGUGAUUUUUCCAGGUUCGACAUUUUUCUGAGCACGCUUGAGCAGAGAGCCAGCUGUCAGUGUCUUUAUUAGGUGAAGCACAGUUCGGACUCGGAAUAUUUUCAUACCGGCUAUUUUUCUCACGCCUUUUUGAGGGAAAGGGGAGCUCUCCGUUCAAACAUUUAGUGGAGUCCGAGAUAUGAACACAGCAGCUACGGGGAGUUAUCCGAUGGCUUCUCUCUACGUUGGCGACCUGCACCCCGACAUCACGGAGGCUAUGCUGUAUGAGAAAUUCAGCCCAGCCGGACCGGUGCUCUCCAUUCGAGUAUGCAGAGACAUGAUCACCCGGCGAUCCUUGGGAUACGCGUAUGUUAACUUUUCCCAACCUGCUGACGCUGAGAGAGCCCUGGACACCAUGAACUUUGACGUGGUGAAGGGAAAGCCAAUCAGAAUCAUGUGGUCCCAAAGAGACCCCUCCCUCAGGAAGUCUGGAGUGGGCAACGUGUUCAUCAAGAACCUUGACAAGUCCAUUGACAACAAAGCACUGUAUGACACCUUCUCUGCCUUUGGGAACAUUCUCUCCUGCAAGGUGGUAUGUGAUGAAAAUGGCUCCAAGGGCUAUGCCUUUGUCCACUUUGAGACCCAGGAUGCUGCUGACCGUGCCAUUGAGAAGAUGAACGGCAUGCUUCUGAAUGACCGCAAGGUGUUUGUGGGUCGUUUCAAAUCUCGCAAAGAACGGGAGGCUGAACUUGGUGCCAAAGCCAAAGAGUUUACCAAUGUUUACAUCAAGAACUUUGCCGACGAUGUGGACGAUGAGCGGCUGAAGGAGAUGUUCGACAAAUAUGGUAAAACACUCAGCGUAAAGGUGAUGACUGAUCCCACCGGCAAAUCAAGAGGCUUUGGAUUUGUUAGCUAUGAGAAACAUGAGGAUGCUAACAAGGCUGUAGAGGACAUGAAUGGCGCAGAAUUCGGUGGUAAGACUGUGUUUGUGGGCCGGGCUCAGAAGAAGAUGGAGCGGCAGGCAGAGCUUAAGAGGAAGUUUGAGCUGCUGAAACAAGAGCGGAUCAGUCGUUAUCAGGGUGUUAAUCUUUACAUUAAGAACCUUGAUGACACCAUAGACGACGAGAAACUGCGCAAGGAGUUCUCUCCAUUCGGAUCUAUUACAAGUGCUAAGGUGAUGCUAGAGGAGGGUCGUUCCAAGGGCUUUGGCUUCGUCUGCUUCUCCUCCCCUGAAGAGGCCACCAAGGCCGUGACCGAGAUGAAUGGACGCAUCGUUGGCUCCAAACCCCUCUAUGUGGCUCUUGCUCAGCGCAAAGAGGAGCGCAAAGCCCACCUUACCAACCAGUACAUGCAGCGUAUCGCUGGAAUGAGGGCCAUGCCUGCAAAUGCCAUCAUUAAUCAAUUCCAGCCCACGAGUGGCUACUUCAUGCCAGCAGUGCCUCAGGCCCAGAAUAGGACAACAUACUAUGCACCCAAUCAGCUGGCCCAAAUGAGACCCAACCCCAGAUGGCAGCAACAAGGUGGCAGAGGUCAAGGGGGUUUCCAAGGGAUACCCAAUUCACUACGCCAGCCAGGACCCCGUGGCAACUUGAGGCACAUGUCUCCUGGUAGCACACAGGGACCACGAGCUGCUGGCCAGGCCAUGGCUCCUCGUCCCUCGAUGGGAGUCCCCGGCGGCCCCCGUGCCAUGCCUCCUUACAAAUAUGCCACUGGUGUCCGUAACCCAAACCCCCAGGUUGUUCAACCUAUUGCUUUACAGCAGGCUCAGCCGGCUGUACAUGUUCAGGGCCAGGAGCCUCUCACAGCCUCCAUGCUGGCUGCUGCACCCCCUCAGGAACAGAAGCAAAUGCUAGGUGAGCGUCUUUUUCCACUGAUUCAGUCCAUGCAUGCCAACCUGGCAGGAAAGAUCACCGGCAUGCUGCUGGAGAUUGACAACUCUGAAUUGCUACAUAUGCUGGAGUCUCAUGAAUCUCUGCGAUCAAAGGUGGAAGAGGCUGUUGCUGUGCUACAAGCCCACCAGGCAAAGAAAGAUGCCACUCAAAAAGUGGGUGGCCUGGCUACUACAGCUCCACCUGCUGCCACAUCCUGAAAACUGUAUGCUGCAGACACAGAAAACUGAGCAGAAAUGGGGAGGGCCUUACUAUGGCGACUCCAAACACCUGACUCCUCUAAACAACUGUGCAAAAGAAAAGAAAAAAAAGAAAAGAAAAAUGUAAUUAAAAAAAUCUACUUUAAAAUUUUGAAAAAAUGUUACAGUUCAUAAUUUUCUAGUUCUGUAAUUAUUUUAAACUGCAUACCAAAAGAUAUAAUACUAAUACAUCUUGAAUGGAGGCCCUUCAUUCUGUGGCAAUGGACAAAAAACUUUUUCUAAAAGGAAACGAGCCUUGUUCUUUUUCUUUGCUUGACAGUUUUAUGUUUGAUUUGAAAUGAAAGGCUUCUCCAUGCUAUCAUGUUAUCAUUGGUGUGUGGUAUUCUCAAUAAAGGGAUGUUACAUCAUGGUUA
Labrus bergylta (ballan wrasse) is the source of this 2758-nucleotide messenger RNA. RefSeq names its product poly(A) binding protein, cytoplasmic 4 (inducible form) (gene pabpc4). Gene Ontology annotation, cellular component: cytosol; nucleus; ribonucleoprotein complex. Gene Ontology annotation, molecular function: mRNA 3'-UTR binding; poly(A) binding; poly(U) RNA binding. NCBI's taxonomy places the organism in Eukaryota, Metazoa, Chordata, Actinopteri, Labriformes, Labridae. The record is from RefSeq and is a predicted model, not a curated record.